AAGGCCUCCCACUGCCACUGCCGCAGACACAACAGACACGAGGAAGCAGGAGAGGGAGCUCACUGGACUGCGUUGCGAGCUCCUCACUCCUCGAAUCCGUCGCCUCCCACCCUCUCUCCGCCCAACACCCCAUGGCGGCUGCCACCACCACCACCUCCUCCUCCGCCCCAUCCGAAGCCUAGCGCGGCGGGCCACCACCAGCAGCAGCCCCAGCUCCAGAUCUCUCCCGUCCGCGUCCGCGUCGCGGCACGUACAUGGCGGCGGACGCGGCGCGGGGCCCGCGCGGGGAGCGGCGGCGCGGCGGGGGCGCGCGCCCGCGCGCCUGGUGCUGCUCCUUCGCGGGCGCGCCGGACAGCCCCGACCUCCGCCCGCUCCCGCCGUCCGCGGGGCGGAAGCUGCCGCCCAAGUCCCCGUCGGCGCCGUCGUUCCACGGCUCGCCGACCUCGUCCAGGCUAGCGGGCCUCGGCGGGCUCAUCGACCCGCGCCGCAUCCUCUCGCCGGGCCGCGUCUCCCCCAUCGACCCCGACGGCGCGGCCCCGCCGCCCCUCCCGCUCCCGCUCCCGCUCCCCGCUUUGCCGCCCGCGGACGAGGGCGCGGCCGCCGUGGUCCCCGCGGAGCGGCCGCCGGCGGUGCCGUCGGUGUCGGCGGCGGCGCCGCUGGUGGCCAUGCGGGAGGAGGGUCCCGGCGCCGGCGGCGGUGGCGCGCUGGAUCUGAGGCUUUUACUCCGGGGUAGGGACGGGAGGUGCGUGCACAUGGAGCUCGACUCCAGGGUGCUGUGCGGGUGCAGCGCCUUCUUUACCGCCAUGGCGCCGGGCGAGGAUGCUGUGGCGGGUGGUGGCGGGAAGAGGAUCGAGGUGGAUGGGGUGGACAAUUUGGAUGCUUUCAGGGUCGCGGUGGAGCUUAUGUACGAGCCGGAUCCGAUGCGGUGGCUUGCAGCUGCCGGCGUGUCACGCGCCAUCGAUGUGUUGGAGGUAUGUUCCUCAAUUGUGUUCAAUAGAGGAAUCAAAUCGUGUCUGGCAUACAUAGAAGCUGUUCCCUGGAGCGAGAAUGAGGAGGAGAAGCUGAAGAAUCUCUUUUCAAGGUUAACUUUUGAUGAUGAAAUAUCCCAUGAUAUAAUAGCAAGAUUGCGGCCCCACAGCUGGAAAAGCUCAGAUGACCUCACGGUGCAGCUUAUCCAAUCUGUCACUAGCAGCACCAACAAUGGGGCGAGAAAAGACAUGCAAUCUUUGGUAAAUGGCCUUCUAAGCAAAAGUUCAGUGUAUCAAAAGGACUCAUCAGGGCUAAACAAGGAGAGCCUGUACCAGAUCUGUUAUUCAUGUUUGGAGUCACUGGUCAAUCUCUUCGAAGAGGUCAUAGAAUCAACAUAUCACACAGGUCAGGCUGUGGUACUUAGAGGGAGUAGACCACUGAUUGAGCGAGUCUCUAGCCAAACAGAAAACCUCAACUGGCUCUUAGACAUUCUUGUAAACAAUGACAUGGCAGAAGAAUUCGUAGAACUGUGGGCAAAGCAUGACCGGCUCAUCAGGAUGCAUGAGCAAGCAUCACCGAUGAUCAGGUAUGAGCUAAGCAGAAUAUCAGCCUGCGUGUUCAUUGUGCUUGGCAAAGGAAAAGUGCAGUGCCGUGGCGACAUACGAAGCCUUCUCUUUCAGGGAUGGUUCAGCACAAUGCUGUUGGAUUUUGGCUGGCUUCAGCGUUGUUCCAAAGGUCUAGAUAUCAGAUCACUGGAAGAGAAUUUAGGGCGAGGCCUUCUAACCCUCCCUCUCAGGCAGCAACAGAGUUUGUUCGAGGAAUGGUUCCAGUUCUAUGCAACCAAAGGAGCUGAGUGUCCGAACCUUAUUAGAGCUUUCCAGGUAUGGUGGAGAAGGUCUUUCAUUAGAUCAUCAGUAGAAUCUCGAAGCUAAGGUUUUACUUGUUCUACUAGUAUGUGCUGUAUGUAUGAUUUGUAAGAUUGGAACUGUUGUAAUGACCCGUAGAGUUGAAUGUUGUUUUCUGUAGUUUAGCUCUUCCCAUUGUAUGUGAAUAGCUGGGUGAAUUUGUUUGAGAAUGGAUAGCAGCUUUGAUAUGUGGUUUAGCAGCAGGUGGUAUGAUUUUCUAAAAUAUUACUCCCUCUGGACUUAUUGUUGUA
This is a messenger RNA of Panicum virgatum (switchgrass), 2125 nucleotides long. RefSeq names its product BTB/POZ domain-containing protein At2g13690-like. Bases 255 to 1901 code for a protein of 548 amino acids. The record is from RefSeq and is a predicted model, not a curated record. Lineage: Eukaryota; Viridiplantae; Streptophyta; Magnoliopsida; Poales; Poaceae. The transcript has 2 exons.